Fusarium mangiferae is the source of this 762-nucleotide messenger RNA. RefSeq lists its product as uncharacterized. Bases 1 to 762 code for a protein of 253 amino acids. Lineage: Eukaryota; Fungi; Ascomycota; Sordariomycetes; Hypocreales; Nectriaceae. The record is from RefSeq and is a predicted model, not a curated record. The transcript has a single exon.
AUGCGCGCUGCUCGCUUGACAUCAGAAAUUCGCGACGAAAAGAUCAUUGACAGGCUGGACAACGUCAUACUCGAUGGGUCAGAUGUGGAUACGUAUCUCUGCGAUCGAGUACGUCGUCGUGAUGUGUUUACAUCUGUAGCCAUGAGUAUGCUCUGGGAGUUCGUCUUUACUCGCUACUUGUUCGGCCUGGAUCGAGAAACAAGACAGAAGCUCAAGAGUCUCGAAAAGCAGUUGGUCGGACCCCCCUCGGCAAUACGGAGAUGGCGCGCCACAACUCUGACACUGUUGUCUAAUCGUGACAGUGUCCAGAACCAGCGUGACCAUGAUGCUAGAGCCGUAUCCGAAACUAUCUUCGAGACCUUAUGCGCCAUUCUCCCACCACCUUCAAAUCUGGAAAGUCAGCUUGUUUCUAGUCUGUCGCAGGUGACGAAAGAAGCAGUCGAGGUUUCAGUCGAGAUGCGCAGUCAAAAGGCAGAAUAUAUGAUGCUUCCACCUUUGCAGCCCGAGUAUGAUACGAAUGGUGACCUUGCAAGCUUGGUCUUUUUCAACGCUGCUUUGAUGAAUGAGCGCGGUGAUAGUUCGGACUUGACCAAUGAGGAGUAUGAAGCUCAAAAGUCAACAGUGAGAAUCGUGUUGUUUCCCCUGGUUGUGAAGAAGGGAGGAGAUUAUGGUGACGGCGAUGACGAGAUCGUUGUUUAUCCAGCUCAAGUGCUGGUAGCGCCAAAAAGAUCUGAAAAGAAGAACGUGGAAGUAAGUUCCUGA